AUGCGCAAUGCAGGCAAAGAGAAGGCUGCUGCGUUGCCCUCUUCCACAAGGCACACCAUGGUGCCGAAUUUUCCGAAGUGGGAUGCGAAGCCAAGGACUAGGUCCACGUCUACGUCUAGGCUGUUCAUCGUCCAUGGAGUAGAAGUUCGAGCUCCGCGGUUGUGGCAUACGCGUGAAACUCCAGCUGGUCGCUUGUCGAGCAACAUCGAACAUGAGCGGAAGACCGGUGGCGGAAGCUUGCCCCCGCUCGAGUGCCAUGGCUGCUGCAACCAUCCUUAUCUCCCGAGCCAAUACCCGUAUGGGUCCCCCUACCCUCAUCAUUUUCCAGUGAAUUAUCCUUCUUUCCCGGUUCACUACAUGCCUACUCCUCCUCCUCCACCUCAGCACCCACCGUUUUACCCGAUGGAACAACCUCGGUAUGAAUAUGAUAAGAAUGCUGGUAUGGGUGGUAAUCAUUGUUGUGGGUGUCCGAAUCACAUGUCCCAUAAGAAAGAACAGCCGGGGAGUGUAAGGAUUGAGGAGGAAGAAUCAGAGGGGGAAAGGAGGAGGAACGAAUCCCCGAUUCCUCUUCAGUUGAGGAAUGGUUCUUAUCCCAUCGUGUGGGUUCCAUCUGAUUAUAAUAGCAAGAACAAGCAGGUGAAGGAGGAUAAGGGUAAUGAUGAUAAGUAUGAUAAUCGAGUGGUUUGGAAAGAUGGUGGGGAAGAUGGAUGGUACCCGCUUGAUUUGAGUAAUUUGGUUUCUUCCAAGAAGCGGGUAGGGAAUGAGGGAAGGAAGAAAGGGCAAGGAGAUGAGGAUGAAGGCAAGGGGCACUUCCCAUUUCCGUUGUUCUGGAUACCCUAUAACCCUGGAGAGACUGAGAAGGAAAUGGGAAAAAAUGAGGUGGAUUCUUCAAAAGCAAAACCAAGCAUGGAUUCGGAGAAAAGGUUUCACUUGAUGGGAGAUGAUAGUGGCGGGCGAGAUGCUCCCAGGGUGAAAGACAUUAAGGUUAAGGAAGCGGAAAAGCACAAAGAAAAUGAGAGUUUGGAAAACCAGGUGAAAGAAAGAGUGAAGGAAGGCAUUUAUCAUGGUGAAAAGAAGGUGGAACAUGGGGAAAGUUUAUCUAAAGAUAACUUGAAAAUGAAAUCGGUUUCUCCACCUAAAUCACCCAAGUUGCCGCCCGUCUGUCUGAGAGUUGAUCCCUUGCCGAGGAGAAAAGCUGCGAACGGGAACUCAAGAUCUCCAAGUCCUCCUGGUGACAGACAGAAGCCCGACUUGAGGCCCGAUGAGGAAAAAAGCAAGGUUCUUAAAACAUCAGACAAUGUAAAAGUGGACAAGAAACCUACCAAGGAUUUCACUGAGGGCAAGAACACAAAAUCAGUUGAGGUCUUUAAUGGAGGAGAACUGAAGAAUGUGGAUGUGAACAAAGGAAAUCCUGUGAGCAUCCCCGUUAAAUCUGAGGAUGGUUUUUCGAGCAAGAGAUCUGAGGAAACGCCUAAAGAGGAUGAUAUGUCUCGUGCUCCGACUGAGACUGAUGCUGUAAAAGGUCAAUCAGAAAAGGCUGAACCUGGCAGUGGGAUGAAAGAGGUAGAGGAUGCAAAGGUGACCAGUACGAGAAAAUUGUCUGAAGAGGAAGCAGCUGUCCUUAUUCAGUCGGCAUACCGGGGGUUUGAUGUUCGGAGGUGGGAGCCCGUUAAGAAGUUGAAACAGAUUGCCAAAGUGCAAGAGCAGAUAAAUCAUGUGAAGAAUAUGAUUCAGGAAAUGGAGGCAUCUCCCGAUGUCCAUGGCAGUGGCAAACAAAGGAACAUUAUUUCCGAAACUAUAAUGAGCCUCCUGCUAAGAGUGGAUACCAUUCAGGGAUUGCAUCCUAGUGUCAGGGAAGUCAGGAAAUCCGUAGUGAAAGAGCUCGUGAAUCUUCAAGAGAAGCUCGAUUCAUUAGUGAACAAAAAAACAGAACAUCCACCUCAAGAGGAAUCAAACCUGAAAUCCACAGAAGAUGCUUCAAACAAAACUGAGGUGGAUGUUAACUUUUCCAAUGAUGGCAACAAAUCCACAUCUGAUGUACCAGUGGCAGCUCAAAACCAGCCUGAUGGCGAAGAAUUAAACUCUGAAAACUUGCAAGUUCCAGUUAUGAAUCUGGACCGAGCGGAGUCCGAGGAGACACUCAUGAAGGGAGACGAGAAGAUUAUUAAAGCAGAAAACAAAUUUAGCAAUCAAAGGAGUGAAAAUGAGGACAAUCACGAGGUAUUAUUUCAAGAAGAUGUGUCUGAAAUUCCAGUUACGGAAGAGGCUUCAGAGAAAAUAACAGAUUUUGUGCAGUCUGAGGCCGACAAGCUUGCUACUGAACUGGAUGAGCUUCCAUUAGGAAUUGUUGAUGAUCUGUGUGUUAAGGAAAGCUCAAACCAGAAAUUGGACGUUACAGACAUGAAGACAGCCUGUGAGGAAGAGCAGCCAGAGGAGCAAAAGGACAUAGACAAAGCUCUAGAAUUACACAAUGAUGUCACUGACAAAGAAAUUCACGAAGUUAAUGACGAAGUUCUUCCAGCCAGUGAAAUCAACACUAGUCUUGAAAUGGAGGAUAACAAAAUCGAAGACGAGAAAUCGGAGCCUGAAGUGAUUGCUGCAGUAGCAGAGCAACCUGUAGCUCCAGAGGAAACUAUGAUGGUUGAAGCUACAAAUAAGGCAACUGACACGCACGAGAAUUUGGAAGCCUUCAAAGGAAAUGAAAAUGUAGACGAGAAGGAAGACAAUGUGGACGAGAUGGGUGCAGUUGAAGUUACAGACAAGGCAACCGACACACACGAAAAUUUGGAAGCCUUCAAAGGAAAUGAAAAUGCAGACGAGGAAAAAGAUGCUGCUCCGGACGAGAUGUGCAUAGUGCCCGAUAAUGGCAAAAAUUUGGAAGCCUCAGGAAAUGAAUAUGCGAACGAGAAAAAAGAUGUUGUUUGGGACGAGACGCCUGUAAUGCUUGAUAAAGUUGAAGAUGAUUCGAUGGAGAGCAAGAGGAAGCUGAUUGAGGAGAAUGAGAGGCUGAGGGGCAUAAUGGAGAAGUUGAUCCAGUCGGGACAACAACAGCUUGCGGCCAUUUCCACUCUUACCGGGAGAGUGAAGGAUUUGGAGAGGAAAUUGUCGAAGAAAAGGAAAGUGAAGGUGAGCCACCUCAAGAACAACAAGACGAGAUCCCUUGUUGCACUCGAGGACUAA
Striga hermonthica is the source of this 3180-nucleotide messenger RNA. Lineage: Eukaryota; Viridiplantae; Streptophyta; Magnoliopsida; Lamiales; Orobanchaceae. The record is from the annotation of a GenBank genome assembly.